Ictidomys tridecemlineatus (thirteen-lined ground squirrel) is the source of this 648-nucleotide messenger RNA. Lineage: Eukaryota; Metazoa; Chordata; Mammalia; Rodentia; Sciuridae. The record is from RefSeq and is a predicted model, not a curated record.
GGCCGUUUGGCGGCGAGGAAGGAGGUUACGCGGAGAGGCCUGACAAGACCGGGCUUGGGUUGGCGGUACCGGGCUUGGGUCGGCGGUGCCGGCCUGGGUUUUGUGGUUGAGACCGUGUCUCCACCACUGAGCCCAGGAAGAUGGUGCUGGGUGGCUGCCCGGUGAGCUACUUACUUCUGUGCGGCCAGGCGGCUUUGCUGCUGGGGAAUCUACUUCUGCUGCACUGUGUUUCUCGGAGCCACUCGUACAAUGCUACCGCCGAGCUCGAGCUCACGUCCGCUAGUGCCACCCACCCAGAGGGCUCCGCGGGUGCGCCAACCUGGGAAUAUGGCGACCCCCACUCGCCAGUCAUCCUUUGCUCUUACCUACCUGAUGAAUUUAUAGAAUGUGAAGACCCAGUGGAUCAUGUUGGAAAUACAACCGCAUCCCAGGAACUUGGUUAUGGUUGUCUAAAGUUUGGAGGUCAGGCAUACAGUGAUGUGGAGCAUACUUCAGUCCAGUGCCGGGCCCUAGAUGGAAUUGAGUGUGCCAGUCCUAGGACCUUCCUGCGGGACAAUAAGCCUUGUAUAAAGUAAGUAUUUGUUUUCUUUUGCAGUGCUGGGGAUUAAACCCAAGCAUGCUAAGUAUGUCCUCUUCAACUGAGCUACA